Messenger RNA from Apiotrichum porosum, 606 nucleotides. RefSeq lists its product as uncharacterized. NCBI's taxonomy places the organism in Eukaryota, Fungi, Basidiomycota, Tremellomycetes, Trichosporonales, Trichosporonaceae. Gene Ontology annotation, cellular component: cytosol. Bases 1 to 606 code for a protein of 201 amino acids. The transcript has 4 exons. The record is from RefSeq and is a predicted model, not a curated record. Gene Ontology annotation, molecular function: RNA binding.
AUGGGUCGCGGCGGUGGUACUUCGUCGCGCGGACGCGGAAAGUUCAAGGUGACCCGCGGUGGUGGCCGUCAUUUCUCGCGCGAUCUCGACCCCCGCUAUUCCGCCGAGCAGAACAACAACGAGAGCAGCAGCGAGGAGGAGGAGUCGUCUGACGAGGAGGACGAGGAGGACGUCACUGCCAAGCUCGCUCCCGAGAUGGCCGCUCUCAACCUCAAGCUCGGCAACACUGUCGCCAUCGACGAGGACAAUGACGGCGAGAUGAGCCGUGCUGAGCGCAAGGCCCUCAAGAAGAAGCAGGGUGAGGAGGCCGCCAAGAAGAAGGCCGCCGCCGCCCCCGUCGAGGAGGAGAGUGAGGACGAGCUCCCGGACCCUUACGCACGCCGUGAGCCUUCGCGCCGUGAGCGCGAAGCGGCUGAGAAGAAGGCCGCUGCUGAGCGCUACGCCAAGCUCCAGGCUGCCGGCAAGACCUCCCAGGCCAAGAGCGACCUUGCGCGUCUCCAGGAGAUCCGCAAGAAGCGCGAGGCUGCCGCUGCCGCCCGUGUCGCCGAGCAGGAGGAGGCCGCUCGUGAGGCUGCUGCCAAGAAGGACCGCCAGAUCAAGCACUAG